UUUAUCGCAGCGUGUUCGUAAGUUCCGUUAAGCAGCAUUUUCAAUGUUGCCGAGUAACGCUAUCUUUUCGCGGGCUUUAAAACGCCUUUUCUUAUUACUACCAUCAAUAACAUUAUGGUAAACAUUCCCAUUGAAUAGUGUAAUAUUUACUUUUUUCAUUUUUAGUACUAUAAUUAUUUUCGAUGAAGUCCUUCCAUUUUAUUCAAGUAACUAUCGAACUGUUGUUUAACGUCUUAUGUGUGCUUCAGUUGGUGGACGUGGCUUUCGGCAUAGGUGAAGUUAUCUAUGCCAUCAAUUGCGGUGGAGAAGUACACGUCGAUGGUCAUGGAAUACAUUAUCGUCGUGAUCCUUUGCAUGGUAAAGUUGGGACUGCUUCUGAUUAUGGAAAACAGUUAAUUAUAAGCAGAGUUCCCAGAUCAGAUCAGAUAUUGUACCAGACUGAAAGAUAUCAUCAUAUGACUUUCGGUUAUGAGAUACCUGUCAACAAAGAUGGGGAUUAUGUGUUAAUUUUGAAAUUUUGUGAAGUUUAUUUUUCUUCCCCUGGAAUGAAGUUUCGUGUGUUUUAUGUGAGCAGUUCUGUUCGAACAGUUGGAGUAGAGAAUAUUGGAUAUAGAGAUAAUCCAAAAAUUAAUGCAAUUUAUGUGAUGAGAGGCACACUUAAUGAUGUACCACAGUUGCCACCACUCUCUCAGGGAGAAGAGAAAGAUGAGGAAGAAGAAGAAUUACAAACAGAAAAGAAAUCAUCACAAGUUAGAAGGCCAUCGGGUCCUCGUAGUCCCAAUCCAUACGAGACAGAUGACAACAGUACCAUGCUUCCCAUUUUUGUAGCCGUUGGUGCCUUUAUUCCUUUACUUUUCUGUUUAUGUCGAUUGUGAUAUAGUUUUAGUAUCACCCAUCACUAAAUUAUGGUAUGUUUUACCAGUAUUAAUUUCAAAAAAGAGAGAAAAAAAUUUAAUUUUUUUUUUAAUAUAAAAGUUUAUAGGAUAUUUAUUUUAAAAGUUAAUUGAUAUCAAUGGAUAUAAGUUGUUCUGAUGGAUAUUAUAUAAAUAUUGUUGCAAUAUUUUAUUAAUACAUUCACUUGUUGAGCUUCCAUAUCCUUUGCAAUAAUAUCAAAUGUGUAUCAGUUAUGGAUAUUAAUGUACAGUAUGUAACUAUAAUAUCCCAAAUAGGUUAUAGUUCUAACAUUGGAGGAAGCUGUUUUAAAUGGGAAGGACAAUAUAUGAUCAAAAUAAAAUAAAAAAGCAAAUUAUCAGUUCAAAAUCCUGCAUGUCAUCCCUCAAAAGAUAUUUAGAGCUAUCUAAGUUUAACAAAUGAUUUAGUGCAAAAUUAUUAGAUUAGGAUGUUCAGUAACAUUGAAAUUUUAUUUAUUUCUUUAAUUUCAAAAUUCAACUAUUGAAAUGUAUAUCUGAUAUUUAUUAACACCUUAAGAAAAUGCACUUUAAAAGCCACUGGUGAUGUAUUCUAGUCUUAAAUUUCAAAGAAAGAUUUUUAAAAAUUAUCAGGAAAAAGUCCUGCAUAUUGAACACAUCAUUUUUUAAUUUUAAAAUUAAUGUUUAAAGAUAUUAUGUUUUGCCAAAUUUGAUAUUUUACUGUUGUUUGGACAUUUAGU
Molecule: messenger RNA, 1609 nt
Organism: Centruroides sculpturatus (bark scorpion)
Lineage: Eukaryota; Metazoa; Arthropoda; Arachnida; Scorpiones; Buthidae
Product: malectin-B-like
Exons: 4
Coding region: 183-875 (230 amino acids)
Cellular component (GO): membrane
Molecular function (GO): carbohydrate binding
Source: RefSeq, a predicted model, not a curated record